This is a messenger RNA of Arabidopsis arenosa, 3469 nucleotides long. NCBI's taxonomy places the organism in Eukaryota, Viridiplantae, Streptophyta, Magnoliopsida, Brassicales, Brassicaceae. The record is from the annotation of a GenBank genome assembly.
AUUUCUUGAUCCUUCUCCAAAAUUGGGGGUUUUUCCAUUAGGGUUUCUGAUUAUUGCAAUUCCAAUCUGAAAUCUUCGAAAUUCGAUCGUCAUGGAUGAUUGGGAGCUUCUUCAUGGCUCUGAUACAGAAUCAAUUGAUUCGAUCACAUCGGAGAAGAAAUUGGAGUGUGUAAGUGUAAUCGAUGACGGUAUGAUUCUUUCUGAUCAUUUCUCUGCUGAUUGUGAUUCUUCCCGGGUUGAUUACGGGUCGGAGUCUCUGAAUCCGGGUGAGGUUUGUGUUGAUUUGGGUUUUGAUCAGUUCAAUGUUAAUCAAUCGGGUGUUGAUUGUGUUAGAAAUGAAUUAGGGGUUUAUGAUUCGGAAACUGGAAUUUUGAGUGAUGGUGAGGUUAGGUUGAGUGAUUCUGAAGCUGCCAAUGAGAAGCAUGUCGAGGCUGCUACUGAAUUAACUGGUGGAACCAUAUCUCACUAUGAAUCAGAGAAUCUCGAAGAAGAAGUCGAUGAUGGAAGGCACGGUGAGAACGAAUCUGGUGUUGAAGAGCCUAUUGAGGAUUCGAGUAAGUUUUGGUCUGAUUUAGGGGGAAAUGAAUUGGUUUCUGGAGAUUCUGGGGUUGUGAAUGGUGAAGAAGAGAUUGUUUCUGAUAGUGUAGUUGCUUCUAGUGAAGUAAUUGAGGGAAGUGGAGGAGAUACUGUAGAAGUUGGCGCGGUGAGAUCUGGUCGUGAGGGUAAAAGUAGAGAGACUGUGUGGUGGAAGAUGCCAUUUGUGCUUCUUAAGUACUCGGUGUUUAAGAUUGGUCCGGUUUGGUCUGUUUCGAUGGCUGCAGCUGUGAUGGGUUUGGUUCUCUUGGGACGCAGAUUGUAUAAUAUGAAGAAGAAAGCUCAAAGGUUCCAUCUUAAAGUUACGAUUGACGAUAAGAAGGCGUCACGGGUGAUGAGUCAGGCAGCUCGACUCAAUGAAGUGUUCACAGAAGUAAGAAGGGUCCCUGUGAUCCGUCCUGCUCUACCAUCUCCUGGCGCAUGGCCGAUGGCGGAGGAAGAUGUUGUUGUUAUCUCUACGCCGCCUAUAGAUCUCAAGCGAAAGCUCGACGAGCAACAUGCCGGGUCGAAUGGAGAUAUCGUCGAUGAUAGCAAUCCAGUAUCUGAUUCUUCGCAGGCUAAGCGAGCGAAGCUCGACGAUGAAGCUCAAGAUAGUUUAGAUCAUGGGAAUACACAAGAAAAUGGUUCUUCAAUGGAGGUAAAAGAGGAAGAACAGCUUCAGGAGCUCAAGGAUGAGAAUCAAGAUUCUGUACCACUUGUUGAGGAAGUUCAAGAUCCCAUUCAUGCCAAUGAGUCUGAAAAUAACACUUGUGAUGUAGCUCACGCAGCAGAUGAUCAUGUUAAGCCUGAGGAUAACCAACAGAGUUAUAUUGAAAAUAGUAAUGUAGAAGAAUGUAAGGAUGUCAAUGGUGGUGAACCUCAGAAGGAGGUUGGUGACGAAAGUAAGGAGUUUAAUGAUGGCAGUUUUCAGAAAGAAGAUAAGGAAGUGGAUGGUGAAAAUUCUCACAAGGAGGUUGAUGAUACACAGUCAACGACUCGCACCAUAGAUGUCCCAAGUUCGAAGGUAGGUGUGCUGAUUGGUAAAGGUGGGGAAACUAUACGGUAUCUUCAGUUUAACUCUGGUGCCAAAAUCCAAAUUUUGAGGGAUUCAGAAGCUGAUCCGAACUCUGCGUUAAGACCAGUGGAGAUAAUUGGAACUGUUGCAUGUAUUGAGAAUGCGGAGAAGCUUAUCAGUGCAGUCAUAGCAGAGGCUGAAGCAGGAGGUUCACCUGCCCUAGUUGCGAGGGGCCAUCCUUCCACUCAUGCGAUAGGGAUUCCAGAACAGAUAGAGAUUAAAGUUCCAAAUGAUAAGGUUGGUCUGAUUAUUGGCCGAGGUGGGGAGACAAUUAAGAAUAUGCAGACAAGGUCCGGAGCACGCAUUCAGUUAAUACCACAACAUGCAGAAGGUGAUGGAUUGAAGGAGAGGACUGUCCGUAUAUCUGGAGAUAAGAUGCAGAUUGACAUAGCAACCGACAUGAUAAAAGAUGUUAUGAACCAGAUUUCGCUAUUACCGUUCACAUGGGGCUUGCAGAAUGCAAGGCCAUCACCCUAUUCUGGUGGUUAUAAUCAGCCUGCCUACCGACCCCGAGGGCCAGGUGGUCCACCUCAAUGGGGUUCACGAGGUCCUCAUGCUCCCCACCCCUAUGAUUACCACCCCCGUGGACCAUAUUCAUCUCAAGGUUCACAUUACAAUUAUCCCGGUUACGGUGUCUAUCCUCCACAGCAUAUGCCUCCUAGAGGUGGAUAUGGUCCUGGUUGGGAUCAAAGGCCUCCAUAUUCUGGUCCGUACGAUUAUUAUGGUAGACAAGGAGCUCAAAGCUCUGGUCCAGUUCCACCUUCUUCUGGCCAUGUACCCUCCCCUGCCUUGGGUGGUCCCCCUCCUUCGCAGGUAAGUUAUGGUUACGGACAGAGCCAUGGCCCAGAGUAUGGAAAUGCUGCUCCUUACUCCCAGACCGGUUAUCAGCAGACUUAUGGGCAGACGUAUGAACAGCCUAAGUAUGACAAUAAUCCUCCAAUGCAGCCACCUUAUGGAGGUUCAUACCCACCAGCAGGUGGUGGUCAGCCAGGCUAUUCCCAAAUGCAGCAACCUGGUGUUAGGCCUUAUGGGAUGCAACAAGGUCCUGUCCAGCAAGGAUAUGGGCCUCCUCGCCCUGCAGCUUCUUCCGGGGAUGUACCUUACCAAGGUGCAACUCCUGCAGCAGCACCAUAUGGCAGUACCAACAUGGCUCCACAACAACAACAAUAUGGCUACACAUCAAGUGGUGGGCCAGUGCAACAACAAACAUACCCUUCUUAUAGUUCUGCUCCACCGUCUGACGGUUACAACAAUGGUACACAAACACCUGCAACUGGUCCAGCUUACCAGCAGCAAAGUGCUCAGCCAGCUUCUUCAACUCAUGACCAGACUGGUGCACAGCAGGCUGCAGCAGCUGGGUAUGGUGGGCAAGUAGCUCCAACCGGUGGAUACAGUUCAUAUCCAACAACACAGCCUGCUUAUGGUACAGGUCAGACCCAAAACUAUGGAUACAACACAAGCUCUCAAGAUCCUAACUAUGGAUAUGGUGCAGCACCGGGAAGCCAAGCUGCCUAUUCACAAGCAGCACCUACUCAAGCAGGAUAUGAGCAACAGCCUGCAACUCAACCUGCAGGGUAUGCGGCUGCUCCAGGGAGCGCACAAGUGAAAACCCAAUCGCCACUGUCCGCUUAUGCUCAGUACGAAGCAAGCCAGGUUUACGCAGCUCCACGUUAAGAGAAGCAAUGUUGCAAAGUUUCUAGAUUGCUUCUGGAGUCUUUAAGACGGUUCUUAUUAACGUGACUCUUCUCCGUCUUUGACUCCUUCCCCUUGAAUGCUUCGUUGUAAUCACUCUUUUAACUUUAUGCUGUUGAAAUGUUGCUG